UUGCAAUUUCCAUCAGCGAAAAUCCAUCAGUUGGCAACACUAAGGGGUGGGGGGUUGAUCAAUAAAGGAACGAGUGGGAGUUAGUUGUCAGUUUCAAGGACCGAGAAUUGAUUUUAGGUUAAGAGAUGUCAAACGUAACUUAAAAAUAGGCCAGUCCCGUUCAAAUCAUAAACAAACAUGAGCUCUAAAUCAAAAUGUGAGGUGAACAUGGAUGGCAGCGUGCGUCUGAGUGAUAUACUGAAUUCGUUCAACUCGUCGAUAAGGGAGGAACAUGCCUGGGCCCUGUGUUAUCAGUGCGCGAAGUAUUUCAAGGAGUGUAUACAAACAGGACGACAGGAUUGCCGUCUCGUCACCGAGGUCGAGCACGUUUACCUGAAGACGGACGGCAAUGUGCACGAGAACACGAUGGCCCCCCAAUCGGACAGGCGGACAGUGCACCAGGAGCAGGACGUGGUCGCCGGUCUGGGAUAUGUCAUCUACGCGGCGCUGGACACACGCACACAGAACGGUGAGGAGAGGGUGAUCAGCGGCGACCUGGAACAAGUGAUCAGCGACAUGAUAUCGGUGUCGGAGCCGGUGCACCACGAGACCGACGACGAGGGUAUCGAACGGGACGCGGACGAGGAAACGGAGGAGGCGGGCACGUCGAAGACGUGCCACCAGAUAGGGCUGCAGGAGGUCAUAAGACGGUGCGAGAACCACCUGGGCACGCUGACCAAGUCCCAGGUGGAGGCCCACUACAAGGCGGUAGUCAGGGCCCUGGUGGCCGAGGCGAUCGAACUGUCCACGUUCCUGGACAAGGUGGCACAAGGUAUCCUACCGUCAAACAGCUCAAACAAAUCCAAUCUAGAUCAGUUACAAUUCUCAGACUGGGCUAAGUUUUGGGUGCAGGUGAUGGGCGAGCUCAGGACUGGAGUUAAGCUCAAGAAGGUGAACUACAGCAAGGCGCCAAUCGAAUACGAGCUCACGCCCUACGAGGUUCUGAUGAAAGAUAUCAGAUCCUGCAAGUAUAACUUGAGGAAGAUCAUGGUGAAUGGCGACGUGCCGUCCAGAGUCACCAAAGACGCUCACGCAAUCAUUCUCAACUUUAUUCGUUCCAGACCGCCGUUGAAGAAAGUGUCGGACAGGAAAAUACCGCCGCAAUCGCCGGUGCUCACGCCCAGGGAACAGCUGUUGAAUUCCAUCAGGAAAGGGAGGAAGCUCAGGCCUGUUCCCAGAACAAACUACGCGGUAAACAAACUGAAACUACAGAGUCCCAGCAUCGACAGCCCGAAAAGCUCGACGGGCCGUCGACUGAUCAAGGUGGACUUUUCACAGUUCAACGACGACGAGGACGAGGACGAGAUCUGCACGCCGGACUCCACAACGGAGCCGGGCCUGUGGUCGUCCGAGUACCCGCAAACCGUCGACGGCACCUUGGAGGCCUACGACCUGGCGAUGGACGACUACGCCCCCGCGUCGCGGAUUCGCAGGAACACGCUGGACGUGGUCGACGCGAAUCCCGGCUGCUAUUCGGUGCCGCAGUCGCGGCCCUGUUCGCGCCAGUCGUGCAACAGCUCGGAGGCGGAGUCGGUGCAGCUGGAGCCGGAGGUGGCCAGGGCCAUCCAGCGGGAGCUGACCAGCGCGCAAACGUGGCAGGACAGCAUAUCGCUGGACGACCGGCUGUCCCUAACGCUCGCCGAGAUCGUGCACAUCCGUACGGUGCUGACGAAGGCGGAACUGGAGGCGCUACCGGUGGAGGGACGGGUGCGGCACGACGCCGAAUCGCGACGCGUGUGCUUCCUGUGUCUGAAAACCCGUUUCGGCAUCUUCGGACCGUGGGGACAGCGGUGCACGCUGUGCAAACGCACCGUGUGCACCAAGUGCUACUCGCGCAUGAACAUUCCGAUGGAGCACUUCUCCAGCGUGCCCGUGGUGUUGCUCAGUCCCAGCAUAAUGUGCACGCCGGAGGACGACCAACAGGACGGGCUGCCCAAAUCGCUUCUAGUCAAUAGAGCGGACGAGAUGAGCCGGUCGUUCGCCAGGGAUGCUAGUCCGGACACCAGCCGGCCUGGUUCCAGCAUGGACAAAAGCACGACCAGCGACCCGGGCUCGUCGUUAUCCAGGUUCCGCACAAAAGCCACGACGGUCGGCAGGACGUCGCGGGUCGUCGACCAGUUCAAGGCGUCGCAGAUGAUCGUGUGUCACGACUGCAAGAUGAUGGUGUUGCAGAUCAUCAAGUCGGCGCGGGCCAAUCGAUCGGCCAUACGAAAUAAAACGCUACAAAACCUUACGUUGAACCUGUCACCGGUGUUUUAAACGUGAUAAUUAAAUUCAAUCCCCCAAUGUUUAUCAGAGAUAACUCAGUAGUGAUAUUAGUUUUUAAAAUCAGAAUCUUGUUGCAUCUAGAAUUUUAUUCCUAUCAAGUGUACUAUGUCAUUUGUGAAAAUUUUAAUAUUAUUUUUUAAAUAUAUGAAUCAAAUAGGAGAGUAUAUUUAAAAUAUAGGCAUUUUAUUUUGAUAACUGUAAUUUUAUGUAAAUUUCCUCGAUAUUUAAAGAACUAUAUCUAUAUAUAUAUAAAGAAAAUAAAUAAAUAAAUAAAGGUUACGUUAAUUGUUAACACAUUGUGUUUCUUUGUAUCCAAAUAAAAAAAAACACAACUAAUAGGAAAUCAAUUUAAUUCACAGAUUCGGACAUAUACAGAGAAACCAGCAACAAAUUUUGGAAUUGAUGAUACAUAACGUAUGCGACUCAUUACAAUAUAUAU
Aethina tumida (small hive beetle) is the source of this 2746-nucleotide messenger RNA. It is a transcript of the gene spir, whose product is annotated as protein spire. Bases 178 to 2298 code for a protein of 706 amino acids. Gene Ontology annotation, cellular component: cell cortex; cytoplasmic vesicle membrane. Lineage: Eukaryota; Metazoa; Arthropoda; Insecta; Coleoptera; Nitidulidae. The record is from RefSeq and is a predicted model, not a curated record. Gene Ontology annotation, molecular function: actin binding. The transcript is spliced from 2 exons. Gene Ontology annotation, biological process: actin filament network formation; actin filament polymerization; intracellular transport.